Pararge aegeria (speckled wood butterfly) is the source of this 2077-nucleotide messenger RNA. It is a transcript of the gene DnaJ-13, whose product is annotated as dnaJ-like protein 60. Gene Ontology annotation, molecular function: Hsp70 protein binding. Gene Ontology annotation, biological process: cellular response to misfolded protein. NCBI's taxonomy places the organism in Eukaryota, Metazoa, Arthropoda, Insecta, Lepidoptera, Nymphalidae. The transcript has 6 exons. Gene Ontology annotation, cellular component: endoplasmic reticulum membrane. The record is from RefSeq and is a predicted model, not a curated record. Bases 102 to 800 code for a protein of 232 amino acids.
UUUAGUUCAAGUUUUCGUUUUAAAGCAAAAAUGGAAAUUUCCAAAUAAAAUACAAUGAAAAUCUUUAGUACUAUUUUAAAUUUCGGACUCACUAAUUCGUUAUGUUUUUUUUAAAGAGGAAUUUCGAUUUUAAAUCGAUAUCCAGAUUUGUACGCUUAUAUAGUUCCGGUAGAAGAUCUCACUAUGAAGUUCUUAAUUUACAAAAAAACUGUACAGAUAAGGAUAUAAAAGAAGCAUUUAUAAAAUUGAGCAAGCAGUACCAUCCAGACAAGAAUAAAAGUACGAAAGCACAAGAGAAUUUCGUUCAAAUUGUGGAAGCAUACAAUGUCCUUAGCAAACCUGGAAGCAGGGCGUCAUAUGAUAGUACUGCAGAAUAUGACAGUAGCGGCUCAUAUGUGUACAAAACACAUGUACCAUAUAAUUUGCGAAACAAUCCACAAUACAGCUACAACUAUACGCAACAGAAGUCUGGAAAUACAAACGCUAAAACAGACUACUAUGGUAUAAAAGGUGUGACGAAGUUGCCGAAUCUUGCCAUUAUAAUGAUAAUGUUUGGUGUUGCUAUCAUUGGUGUUAUAUUGCAAGUGGUUGUGAUUAGGCAGUCAUACUUCAUGCAAAGGAAGAGAACAGAUGAGAAGUCUAUGAGGCUCGCCGAAGAAUUAGAGAAAGUCAGAGCCACUGCUAGGGGGAAAACAAAUGAUGUACAGACACAAAUUAUGCUAGACAAAAUAGUAGCGGCUUCCAAUCCCUCCGUAGCCACCGCAUCUCUCGGACAAACAUUGGCGAACGAGAAAAAGUGAUAUAUUUUUUGAUUUACAACUUUUUUAGUAUAUAGUCCCGUAAAAAACUUGAGACCUUCAAGUAAUUCAGAUUAAUCAUUAAAACUAAUAAAAUAAAUACAUUGAAAGGAUUUCUUCUAGACGCGAUGGUAAAUCCCCUGGAAAAGACAAAACAAAAGAUUUCGAUUUUUUUUUUAGAUUCUCCUAAAAUCAAAUGAUAUAAAAACGCGUCCUGAAUGAUAGACCCGUUAGUAAAACGAAACAAUAUUUUAGGGAAACGUUUGGCAUUUUGGGCAACCCCACUUUCUAUAUCAACAACAGAACAAAAUCAAAAUAGAAAAGUGACCUUUUUUUGGGGCCUUGGAGCCUCCUUGAAUAUCUGUCCGGGACUAUUUAGUAGACGUAUAUGUUCAAGUUAGCUUCGCGAACGAGAUCGCGGUUAAGGAUUCCGACAGGUCUGAGAUGAAUAGUUGACCAUACCGAUAAAAACUCGCGUUAGUAGAGCGGAAUUACAUGCAUUUAUUAAAGGAAAAAUACACCCAAUUUUAACAUUAUGUUGGGUUAGGAUGCCCACUACGAGUUAAUUAUGUCGACGCAUUUUCUCGUCUUAUCUCAUCGAUAACGUAUAACGGUACACUGCUGGACUAAGAGUUCCUAUCAAAGCGAGGGUUUGCCCAUAAUCACCAAGCUGGGCAGACGGGUUGGUGAUCCCAAUAGAUGGUAGUAGCACAGAGUAAGUGCUGCCAGUACUCCCUUAUAUACACCCUUAGUCGCCAACUAAGACACGGUCACGGUUAAAGAUUGUGACAACUGCAUUCUCAUCUGCUGUCACCACAUGGCACCUCGUAGAAGAAUGACGAGAAAAUCGUAGACAUAAUCAUGUCGUGGCGCGCAAAGCUCUACUGGGCCCCAAGUCCGCUAUAACAAAUUCGGUUAUUGGUGCCAAAUCUGCUGACACUGUACUGAAUUGAUACAACUAAGGGCCGGCGCCCAUUAUCGACAUCGGCAAGGAACAGGAUCCUUCGGCAUCCUGCAUGCAAGCGCACACUGUCGGAAACUAUGCUUUGGCAUGCUGCAACGUUCUUAGGGAUGACGAGGCGUCCUUUAGCAUGCCGCACCGUCCUGUAGCGUGCCGAAGCGUCUCAAUAUCAUAUUUCUCGUCAAAACAGUCUCAGAGUUGUUAUAUGUUUAAUUUUGCUCAAACUAUGGUUGUAGAUAGAGGACAGAACUCCUCAGCGGACAGCAGCAAACCCCUCAUUUAAGGCUUAGCGAUACUGAAUACUUUAAUUUUUUUUUCG